Peromyscus leucopus (white-footed mouse) is the source of this 2918-nucleotide messenger RNA. It is a transcript of the gene Kif18b, whose product is annotated as kinesin family member 18B. Gene Ontology annotation, molecular function: microtubule motor activity; ATP binding; microtubule binding. The record is from RefSeq and is a predicted model, not a curated record. Bases 147 to 2648 code for a protein of 833 amino acids. Lineage: Eukaryota; Metazoa; Chordata; Mammalia; Rodentia; Cricetidae. The transcript has 16 exons. Gene Ontology annotation, biological process: microtubule-based movement.
CCUAAUUUGAACGCGCCGCGCCGGAAGAAGGUUGGUUCGGUGGAAGAGGGUGCGGGGAAGCUCAAUCCGGGGUCCGAGGGCUCCGGUCUAAGGCGGAGGGGGCGCAUGAGCGACACCAGCGGCGGGAACCGACGAAAGGUGUUGCCAUGGUGAUGGCUGUGGAAGACAGCGUGGUUCGGGUGGUCGUACGGGUGAGGCCUCCCACCCCGAGGGAGCUAGAGAGUCAGCGGCGGCCUGUGAUUCAGGUGGUAGAUGAACGGGUGCUGGUGUUUGACCCUGAGGAGUAUGAUGGGGGAUUUCCUGGCCUAAAAUGGAGUGGCUCCCACAAUGGCCCCAAGAAGAAGGGCAAAGACCUGACAUUUGUCUUUGACCGAGUCUUUGGUGAGGCGGCCACUCAACAGGAUGUGUUCCAGCACACGACACACAGCAUCCUUGACAGCUUCCUCCAGGGCUACAACUGCUCAGUGUUUGCCUAUGGAGCUACUGGGGCCGGGAAGACACACACCAUGCUGGGGAGGGAGGGAGACCCUGGCAUCAUGUACCUCACCACCAUGGAGCUAUACAGGCGUCUUGAAGCCCGUCAGGAAGAAAAACAAUUCGAGGUCCUCAUCAGUUACCUGGAGGUAUAUAAUGAGCAGAUCCAUGACCUCCUGGAGCCCAAAGGACCCCUCACCAUCCGUGAGGACCCUGAUAAAGGCGUGGUGGUACCGGGGCUUUCUUUCCACCAGCCAGCCUCAGCUGCACAGCUACUAGAGAUGCUGACCAGGGGCAACUGCAGCCGCACACAGCACCCCACGGACGCCAACGCCACGUCUUCCCGCUCUCAUGCCAUCUUCCAGAUCUUUGUGAAGCAGCGGGACCGGGUUCCAGGACUGACCCAGGCCCUUCAAGUAGCCAAGAUGAGCCUGAUUGACCUGGCUGGCUCAGAGCGGGCAUCUAGCACCCAUGCCAAAGGAGAGCGGCUACGGGAGGGUGCCAACAUCAACCGCUCUCUGCUAGCCCUCAUCAAUGUCCUCAAUGCCCUGGCCGAUGCAAAGGGCCGCAAGUCUCACGUGCCCUACCGAGACAGCAAGCUGACCCGCCUGCUCAAGGACUCCAUUGGGGGCAACUGCCGCACCGUGAUGAUUGCUGCCGUCAGCCCUUCCAGCCUGACCUACGAGGAUACUUACAACACUCUCAAAUAUGCUGACCGUGCCAAGGAGAUCAGACUCACGCUGAAGAGCAACGUGAUCAGCCUGGACCAUCACAUCAGCCAGUAUGCCACCAUCUGCCAGCAGCUCCAGGCCGAGGUGGCUGCCCUGAGGGAGAAGCUCCAGGUGUAUGAGGCAGGAGCCCAGGCCCAGCAACAGCACCCCCCACAGUCCCCCAAGUUGAGCGUACCACAACACCUUCCGAGCUCCCCAUUACAGCCUGGGCACUGCAGCCAGUCCUACACCCCAGUACUCCACGCACAGUGUGGAACCCUUCAAGAGGAGAACCUGGAGACAGAGGCCCAGGAACAGAGGGCUGUGGACGACAAUGCUUCAGAGCAGGAGCAGUCCCUACAGGACGAGCAGUUUCCAACCCAGAUGCCAGAGCCGGACCUGCCAGGGUCGCCUAGUGUGACUUUGCAGCCGAAGCCAGUCAUGAGCCAACACUCGCCACAGAAACUGGACGGGGACCAUUUUAAGCAGUUGGCCCUCCGAGUUCUGUGCCUGGCCCAGCAACAAUACUCCCUUCUGCAGGCAGCCAACCUCCUGACUCCUGACAUGAUCUCAGAAUUUGAGACCCUGCAGCAGUUGGUGCAUGAGGAGAACACUGAACUUGGGGCUCAGAGCCCCAGGGCUCCUGGUCGGGCAAGGGGGCACCCCCUAGCUCAGGAGUGUUCAGAGUCCAAAUCUUCAGGGUACUGUGGUCCUGUCACCCGGACCAUGGCAAAGCAACUGAAUGGCCUCACGCACACUCUGGGAGUCCCACUUGGACCUGACUGCACCUCAGACAAGAUGUCCCAAAAGCCCGCCGAGGAGAGGAAGAAGAAGAGGAAACUGAGCCCCACAGAGCCGGGCAGUCCUCCAGCCCCGACUCAGGAGACGAAGCGCCAGCGCCAGUCCUUCCUCCCCUGCCUGAGGAGGGGCUCUCUACCUAAGGCCCAGCCUGCCUCUGAGCCCAGAACCCCCAGAGGAGAAAGGGCCUCCUCCCCCUCCUCCCGGGUCUGCCCAGCUACAGUCAUCAAAAGCCGGGUGCCCCUGGGCCCUUCUGCCCUACAGAACUGCUCCACUCCUCUCGCCCUACCCACUCGUGACCUCAACACCACCUUCACCGUCUCCGAGGAGUCCCCCUUCAAACCCAGCUUCCGUGACCCUGUUGGCUGGGAGCAAGUCCCCCAGGAGCUGAACUGCACAGACCAGCCCUUCAUUCCCAGUGCACCUGUGCUCAUGUUCACCAUGAAGGGCCCCAAAUCUUCUCUACCUACAACCACUGCCGGCAAGAAGAGGCGUACUGUGAGGUCUUCAGUUUCCCGAGGCCGAAGCUGCAUUGCCCGCCUCCCCAGUAGCACUUUGAAGAAGCCAGACGGACCCUUCACAGUCCCAGAACCACCCUUGAGUCCCCACUGCCUUGGUGACCAGAGGACUCAUAAGGGACUGAUUGGUGUGACAGAGUGCUGUUAACUAGGUAUCCUGACCAUGAGGCCUCCAAGCUCAUCCUGAUCCGCCAACACCUCUAGGCUGACAGCCUUCUCUGGUCUGGAGCUGCCAUGCCAUGAGCCCCUGAUCUGCCCUCUUGACCUUGGAACAAUUAACACCAACAUGCCUUGCCUGUAUUAACACCCCUCCCCAACCAUCCAUCUGCUCUUUGCCUUCUUUAUUAAUCUGUUACACUCAGCUUCUUGAUAUAUAUAUAUAUUCGUUUGUGAGUAUUAAACACAUGGCUAUAUUAAA